Molecule: messenger RNA, 4646 nt
Organism: Lacerta agilis (Sand lizard)
Lineage: Eukaryota; Metazoa; Chordata; Lepidosauria; Squamata; Lacertidae
Gene: CLSPN
Product: claspin
Exons: 24
Coding region: 85-3984 (1299 amino acids)
Biological process (GO): mitotic G2 DNA damage checkpoint signaling; activation of protein kinase activity; mitotic DNA replication checkpoint signaling
Molecular function (GO): anaphase-promoting complex binding
Source: RefSeq, a predicted model, not a curated record
CAAACUCUCAGCAAGAGCGGGAACUCUCGAAUUCGGAGGCGCGAGGGAGGCUUUGGCGCUUUUCGCUCUUCGGCGUCGGGCGCCAUGGCGGCGGCGACUGAGAUUCAGUUGGAUGUCGAGGAUCUGAAAUCUCAGGAAGUGUCUGACAGUGAUUCAGACAGUGGACAGGGAAGCUGUGAAAUGACCUCUCCAGCACAGAUGAACAAAGGAAUUGCAUCUGUUGAUGAUGAAGAUUCUGAUGAAGAGAUAUAUGUGAGUAAGAGAGUCAAAUGUAAGAAGAUCCUCCCUGACAGUGACAGUGAAAGAGAAGACCUGGCUCCUGAGAAAUCAGAGGCUGCAACUGGGGAUAUGGAGAGCAUGAAGGAAAAUGAUGAUACAUUUGAUGCUAAGGAAAGGAAAUCCAACCUAAUCUGCCAGGCUCUGCAAGACAGUGAUGAUGAUGAAGUGGACCACUUGUACCAUAAUAAGGACCUUGGAAUGUAUCCAGAGCUUGGCUUGCCUGAACAUAAGUUGGAGAACUCUGGGAAAAUACACAAGAACCACAGAAUUCAUUGUAUAAAGGAAAUUAUUGAAAAAGAAAAGGGUGCCCCAAGGAAAAGGAGGAAGGAGAAAGAGAAAAAAAUGAAAGCUAUUAGAGAUAUCAUAAAGAAAGGAGUGGCAGAAGAAGGGAAGGAGGAUAGUGAGAAGUUUUCUUUCAAUGACAGUGGGUGUCUGCUGACUGAUAAAGACCUCUUUGAGAAUGGCUUAGAGGAAGAGGAUCCCCUUCUUCAAGAUGAAGAGUCUCUAGAGUUGAUAAAAACUGCAGGGAAAGAGAAAGUUAGAAAACGGAAGGAGCGGAAGGCAGCCAAGCUGGGUAAGGAAGCCAUCAAACAGCUGCACAGUGAGACUCAGCGGCUUGUCAGAGAAGCCAACAUCCCUCUCCCAUAUCACCUACCAGAAGCCAAAAGUGUCCAUGAAUUCUUCAAGCGCAAACCUCGUCCUGCCUUCCAGGGAAGUGCUAUGACUUUGCUAAAAUCAACUAAAUAUCAGCCCAGUCUGGAUGAAGAAAGUGCUGUUCCAAAGAACCCAGGUAUCAGUUGCAGUGAGAGUAGGAGAGAACAAUUUAACCAAUCAGCAGGGAGAGCAUUGGCAGCAGGGCUUGAUCUGCAAGCUUCGGCCCCCUUGAACCCUGCUUCUGCCAGCACAGAUGAAACUUCUACUGGCGAAGUGGGAAAUUUGGCAAAAUAUUGUCUUGAGGAAAAUGGACAGGGCAGUGAUUCCAAAAUUGAGUGCCUUAAGGAGGAGCUGAGUUCUGGAAAGCAAGAAAAGCCUGAUCAAAUCCCUGCAGAAUGCAUCAAAUCAGUAGAGAAUGAAGUGGAAGAAAACUUACUUGAGCAAGUGGAGGAGCAAUCUUCAGAACUCGGUGGAAAGCCCAAAGACAUUGUGCAGCCACAGGAAGCAGUGUUGUUAGCUCCUGCUGAAAAAACAAAGAAGUCCAAGCUAGAUCGGCUUCGAGAGCUGGGAGUAGACCUGACAAUCAAGCCUAGACUGUGUUCCGGGGAUGAUUCAUUUAUUAAUCUUGAUGAGCCCGAAUCUAACAGAGAGCUAGAUGCUUUGAAGAAACGUUUUGUGAAGCAUGCACUUUACACAACCAAGCCAAAAGCAGAACGAACGGUGGGCUUGAAUAUCAUUAGGAAAGAGACCACUCAUGAGGGCAAGGAGGAGCUGAGACCAGAUGUGGUGGCAGUGACGUUGGCUGCAGAGACUGUGGAGGGUGCAACCCAUGCAAAGCCAGGUGAAAAGCUACAAAUGCUUAAGGCUCAACUGCAGGAGGUAAUGAAGCUCCGCAGGAUGGAGGAACGCCAGAAGCGGCAAGCAUUGUAUAAAUUGGAUAAUGAGGAUAUGGUGGAAGAGGAGGAGGAAGAGGAGGAGAUGACAGAUGAAUCUGAGGCGGAGGAGGAAGGCAAUCAAGAGACUGUGGAGUAUCUCCUUGGUGAGACAGAGGAAGAUAAUGAGCUGGAAGAGCAAGGCCCUGCAGAUAGCGACAAAGAAACUGACAAAGAUUCGGUGGAUGAGGAACGAGCAGCCAACUUUGUGCACUGCACUGCUGUUCCCAAACUUUCCUCAACAGAGUCAACCUUGCUGCUAUUCAAGGAUAACUCUUCAAAAACAGGGUGUUCUCUUCCAAGUGAAAAAGCUGAGGUGGAAGAAGCUAUGGGAAGAUCACACAAGCCAGAAGAUGAAGAUUCAUUUUUACUGCCGAACUUGGCAAAGGAAAACAGCCACAACAGCAGCUUUGAGUUGAUUGGUUCUAUGAUUCCCUCCUAUCAACCUUGUAAUAAGCAACUGGCACGUGGGGGCAACUUUCUGCCUGCCAUUGGAGUUGUCCGCUCUCCUUCUCCCGGCUUUUUCAAAACCAGCUUCAUCAGUUCUGCUUCUAAGAGUUCAGGGAAGGCAUCUGAGCCUUCCCUACCCAUAGAGGAUUCCCAAGAUCUCUACAACGCUACUCCUGAAGAGAAAAGCCCAGUUCCAACAGCUGGGAGGUUCCAGUUCCAGUUCUCCCUAGAAGACGACACUCAGAGUCAGUUGCUUGAUGCGGAUGGGUUUUUGAAUGUUGGCCAUCACCGGAGCAAAUACCAGUCAUCCAAGGAUCGCCUACCGUUGGCCAGCAUGGACGAGAACGCCAUGGAUGCAAACAUGGAUGAGCUGUUGGAUCUGUGCUCUGGCCAAUUUGCUUCUCAGAACAAGUGUCCUCCCAACACUUACCAUGGCAAGAAGCAGAACAUGGAAGAGCUGCUCAACCUUUGCUCUGGAAAGUUUGCUUCUCAGAAUUCUCCCAUUCGAUCCUCCUCAGCAAACCCUAAAAUGGAAAAAAAGAACAGCACUGAUGAUCCAAUGGCUGAGGCCGUAGCUCUUUGUUCUGGUUCUUUUUCAACUGAAAGAGAAGUGGAAGAAGAUGAGGAAGAAGAAUUUGGAGACUUCUGUCUCUUAACAGAUGAGCAUGCCUUUGAUAGUGAAGAAGAGGAGGAAAAGGAAGGAGAGACAGAGGAAGAAGAAGAAGAAGAGAGUGAAGAUGAAGUAGAAGAUGAUGAUGAUGAAGAGGAAGUGUUGAGACGAAGGGAAGGAAUGAAGAAGAAAUUCAAAUUGCAGGACUUCAUGGAAGAGGAGGCUGAGCUGUCAGGAAGUGAGAUGGGGAGUGAGGAUGAAUAUGACGGUGAGGAACUUGAUGUUUAUGAAGAUGAAGUCCUUGAUGAGGUCCUCCCCACAGAUGCAGAACUCCAGGAUCAAGUCAACAAAAUACACAUGAAGGUGAUGCUGGAUGAUGACAAACGACAGCUGCGCUUGUAUCAAGAGAGAUACCUUGCUGAUGGAGAUUUGCACAGCGAUGGCCCUGGGCGAAUGAGGAAGUUCAGGUGGAAGAACAUAGACGAUGCUUUUCAGGAGGAUAUGUUCCACAAUGAUGCAGAGAACGAUGAUGAAAACGAAGACCACCUGGACGAGACUGAGGCGAAGUGGAGGAAGGAACGCUUUGAGCGGGAGCAGUGGCUUCGGGAACAGUCGGAGAAAGGGGAAGAGGAGGAUAUCGAUGAAAACAGCCAGUUCAUGAAACUGGCCAAAAAAGUCACUGUCAAGUCCCUACAAAAGAAAGCAACUCCCUCAAUAGCUGCACAGGAAACUAAAUCACUACCCAGAAAUCCAUUUGAAACUUUCCGGUCUGCCAGUGAUCCACAGCUGAAGAAUGGAUCACUGCUGAACAGGCCCAAAGCAGUCCUGCAGAAACUGGCAGCCAUUUCAGACCUCAACCCAAACGCCCCCAGGAACUCAAGGAAUUUCAUCUUCCAGACACUGUCCCCAGUCAAGAGCGAGGAGACAAAGGAGAAGUCCAAGCCCCAGGUCAAGAAGAGAGCUCCUGCCGCCAUUGCAACACCUUCUCCCAAACGGCUACGGCUUGAUGACACGUCAGCUCAAGAAACCCGGAGUAUAUUCCAGUACUUGGAGCGAUAAAAGACAUGGGCGGAGAGCACCGAUGGUGCUUGGUCUUGGUCCAGCUGCUGCACAGACUUCUCAAGGCAAGGAACUGAUGCAACUCUCUCUAGAGUGGAACUCUUUUGAUAAUGAGAUGCCUGGAAUGUCACUUGGCCUGCAUCCCUGGGUGCACAAAUAAGAGAGCAGGUGAAAGGGUAUGUUCUGCCUGUUGGAUGCAGCUGCAGCUUGAGUACCAGUCAAACCUGCACAUCUCUACAUUGGUCUUAUCUUCAACUUGCACAAUCUGCAUUGCACUCCCAAGAAGAGUUCUGGGCCAGGCAUUUGAGGACUGUGUUUUCAUGCUUAAAUAAAUGAUUAUGGAGGCGGAAUAUCUGCCCCACCUGUGUUUCACUAGUUGUUGAGGGCACCCUGACAUUAUAUAUAUUUGAAAGUUCUAGGGCAUUUUUAAAUCAAGGUUUUAACUUUUUUAAAGGCAACUUUGGUUCCUUUUUCUGUUCCCCACACCACAUUCUCAUGUUCAAUUGCUGCCCCUCCUUAUUAAACAAAACAUGUGAAAUUGUGUUGAGGAAGAAAACAGAGGCAGGGAAACUUGUCUUCUGUCCAUUGUGCAUCCUUCUCUGUUCUCCAUACCUUUAUUUGGACACUUUAAAGCUUUCAACAUGAAAAAUAGAAAGGGGGGG